AUGGCCAAAGCCUAUUGCACCGGUGGACGAACGAAGAAGCAGCAGAAGAGGCGCCGCAAUGGCAAAAAACACGCAACAAUCGACGCUUCAGACGCCGUCGCGCAGCAGAUUCGGUCUGUAAAGGCCCAAGUCAACGCCGUUUUCUCGCUGACGACAUCCUCGAACCCCAAUCCGAAGAACUUGGGGCCAUUUAGUGACCGUCAGCAGAUUCUGGUGGUCGGCGACGGAGACUUUUCCUUCUCGUUGGCCCUCGCGGUCUUUCUGGGAGGUAGCAAAUUAAUCGCCACUUGCUACGAUUCGAGAGAGGAGCUCAAGGAGAAGUACCCGAGCGCCUUAUCCAAUUGUGACGCUCUCGAGACUGCUGGGGCCCACGUACACUUCAGUGUAGACGCCACACGGUUAGACAAGCAGAGCUGGCUUCGUGCCGCUGCGCCGUUCCACUCGAUCGUCUUUAAUUUCCCGCAUUUGGGUGGCGCGACGGAAGCAGAUGUAGCCAAAAACCAGACAUUGCUGCGGACGUUCUUCUACUCGACGCGGGAGUACGUGCAUCCGACGCGUGGCCAAGUGUUAGUGUCACUGCGUGAUACACUGUUUUACAAUCGCUGGAACAUCCAAGAGCAGGCCGCGGCUAGUGGUUUCAAACUGAAAAGGAUGGAGCCGUUCAAUGCAAGCAUUUACUCAGGCUAUGAGCCGCAGCGAACGCACCCGGCAUCCUUCCGAGGCGAGCCACCGUCGACAACAGGAGCACGCUACUACAUCUUUGCGCUGGACGGAAGCAUCCAAGUGGUUGACCCACGCCAACAAUUGCCCCGGACUUUGGACGGUGCCAGACGUACACGCGAUGAAAGGGAGGCAGUGGACAAGAAAACUGCUGUCCUACCGAAGAAGAUGGUCUGUCAGACGUGCUGUCUCACGUAUCGGGACAUGAAGAGAUACAACGGACACAUGAAUUCCGCAAAGCACGCGAAGAAGGUAAAGGCGCUCAAGACGAAGCACUGA
This is a messenger RNA of Hyaloperonospora brassicae, 999 nucleotides long. The record is from the annotation of a GenBank genome assembly. NCBI's taxonomy places the organism in Eukaryota, Oomycota, Peronosporomycetes, Peronosporales, Peronosporaceae.